Molecule: messenger RNA, 4393 nt
Organism: Labrus bergylta (ballan wrasse)
Lineage: Eukaryota; Metazoa; Chordata; Actinopteri; Labriformes; Labridae
Source: RefSeq, a predicted model, not a curated record
AAGGAGGGGCCAUGAAUUCAACAACUGUUGCCUGAUCUGAGCUCUCACUGUGUGAAUGCAAGUCAGCCGGCGAACCAGUGAGGGAGAGAGGGAAAGAGUGUGAGAGAGUAAGGUCCAGAGUCUGUGCUUGUGUGUAUUUGUGAGUGUGUGUGUGUGUGUAACGGAGAGAGAGAAAGAGAGAGAGAGAGAGAGAGAGAGAGAGAGAGGCAGGCAGGCUCUUACAGAAGCCAGGCAGCCAGUGCUGUGUUUUAAAGUGAACGAUACAUCCUGCUCCGCUCCUCUGCCUCUCUUUGGAUUAUACCACUAACAGGGACUCACCCUUUGGACUAUUCUGGCGCUUCCUCCUCCUCCUAACCUCGCCUUUGAAGGGAACACCUGUGUUGUGUGUGUGUGUGUGUGUUUCUGUGUGUAAGCAAAGGUAGCGGACUUAGCCCUGGUGAACAGGGCGAGUGGAUGACUUCAGUGGUUUAGGGUUUGGCGUUCUGAUCGAGGAGGACUGCUGACCAUGGACUCCCCUCCUCACUAGUAAACGGGGGUGCUGAGGAGGAGCGGCCGUGUCCGGUCAUCAUGUGCACACGGGCCUAUCCUGACCCUGUCCCUGAGUGCCAGCUGUUCCCGGGAGAGGUGGACGAGCCUGAGGAGGAGGUGGUAGACGAGGGAAGGGAGAGGGAGUCAGACAGAGACAGUGCCGUGGAAAGCACCCAAGGGUCAGACACAUCAGACGGGCCGAUCAGACCGGAAGACAAGGAAGACGUAUUGGGGGAUCUGUUUUACCCUGGGGAGAAAAUUGGUCACACAAGCAUCUCUGUGACAUCCGACCUAUCGACACGUUCUUCAGCUUCUCUGAACGAGGAGCAGUUUGAGGACUACGGAGAAGGAGAGGAACCAGACUACACUCCCAGCAGCCCCUGUCCAGACGACGAGACCCGUACAAACGGAUACUCCGAUCUCGGCUCAUCUGUUCCCUCUAGUGCUGGCCAGACUCCCCGUAAGGUGCGUCAGCAUUACACCGGUGAACUGAUGGACGUCUACUGCUCUCAGUGCAGCAAGAAGGUCAACCUGCUCAAUGACCUGGAGGCUCGCCUUAAAAACCUCAAGGCUAACAGCCCCAACAGGAAAAUCUCCAGCACAGCAUUUGGAAGGCAGCUGCUUCAUAACAGCAACUUGAGCAGCAGCAAUGGCAGCACAGAAGACCUGUUUAGGGACAGCAUCGACUCCUGUGACAUCGACAUCAAUGAGAAGCUCUCUGGAGAAGAAGUGGCAGAACUGGAGAGUGAGAUUCUGAUGAACGGUGAUCUCAAGUCGAAGCUGAAGCAGGAGAACACACAACUAGUUCACAGGGUUAAUGAGUUGGAGGAGCAGCUGAAGGACCAGGAGACACGAGCAGAACAAACUCUGCAGGCUGAGCUGAGACGACACCGAGAGGCCUACAGCAAGAUGGAGAGAAACAAAAACACACAGCUGGAACUGCUGACAAACCGAGUAAAGCUGUUGGAGGACGAGAACAGCGACUUUUCUCUGAACAUGUGUCGACUCAAAUCCCAGACAGAGAAACUGGAUGAGGAGAAGCAAAGGAUGACAGAUAAGCUGGAGGACACCAGUUUGCGCCUGAAGGAUGAGAUGGACCUCUACAGGAAAAUGAUGGACAAGCUGAGACAGAACAGACACCAGUUUCAGAAAGAAAAAGAAGACAUGCAGGAGCUGAUAGAGGACUUGCGUCGUGAGCUGGAGCAUUUGCAACUCUUCAAGCUGGAGACAGAAAGGCCUGGACGCAGCCGCAGCUCUUCCUCCAGUCUGGCAGACUUCAACUGCAGGACCAGGGAGGUGGAGCUGGAGCACGAGGUCAAGAGGCUCAAGCAGGAGAACCAGAAGCUGAGGGAGCAGAACGAUGAGCUCAACGGUCAGAUCCUCAGCCUCAGUCUGUAUGAAGCAAAGACACUGUUUGCCACACAGACCAAGGCCCAGUCUUUAGCAGCAGAGAUAGAAAACGCCUCCAGAGACCAGUUAAUGGAGGCCCUGAAGGAGCAGGAGGAAAUCAACUUACGCCUGCGACAGUACAUGGACAAAAUCAUCUUGUCCAUCCUGGACCACAACCCAUCCAUCCUGGAGAUCAAGAACUAACAGCGACUCAACUGGAAUGAGAAUCCCUCCAAGUCUCAGGAGAAAGAGGACCGUUCCAGUUGUAUGAACACAACCUCAAUCAGGGUGCUGUACAGGAAGGCAAUGAGGCUUAGAAACUGGAAAAUAUAGAUAGACACACAUCGCCCCCUGCUGUUUGAGGUGGGAAAGGAAAACACUUCUUGGCAGGAAAGGUAGACUGGGAUUCUACUGAACUUAACCUCAACCAGGAACUGUUUCUCUACUGCUGUGUAUGCUGUGAACUGUAGCUACUGCCUACUGCCACACCUUUCCCAUCUCAGUUGACAAUUCUGGUGACUAUUUUCCCAGGAAUAUCCUGGGAACAACAUGCGUUGAGGAUUGACAAAGUUACUCGAUGUAGUACACUGGACAUAUGUACCUUGGCAUAACAAACUGGAACAAUGUAACAAAUCCAAUGUGGGUUCUACUGUAUCCUGGUGUAAUAUUAGCUGUAUCAUCCACAGAGAUUCAGCUCUGUUCGAGGGGGAAACGUUUGAGGAAAAUCAACAGAGAUGUGGCAAGCAGACUGUAAACCCGACUCUCAGAGACAUGAAGGUGAAGCAGUGGAGUAUUGCCCGCUCUGUUAACUCCCCAUGUUUUCUCCUCUGUCAUGCAAGUGUUCUCCAAAGUAUGUGUGAUGAACUUUGACUAGCGCGUUUUAAAGUGGAGUACGAGAAAGUCCAAGGAGAAAGAAACAAUGAGAGCCUCUGUAACAGGAAGGGAAGCAGAUGAGUGAUGAAUCUGAGGAAUGAAGACUUUCUCAUAAAGAUGAGUUGGGAAUUUGAUAAUGGACCAUGUGUGCUAGCAAAGCAGGGUUUAAGUAAAGUCUAUGAUGGCCAAUUGAAGGUGAAGAGUUUGUUUGUUGUCUAUUCUGUAGACCAUGUCUUCCAGUAAACAUGCAACCAGUCAAUCAGUCCAAUAUUGAUUUUUUUAAAACUGAGAAGUGGCCCUUAUUUGGUUCAGGCGAGAAGUCGAGUGUCACUUUAUGGUACAGAAGCUGCAGCCAAGGAGUGUCUUUAACUGUAACUUCCAUAGCGGCUAUUUGCUAGCAAUGCCUUAGUUUAAAAAGCUACAUUGUUGCUAGAAAAAGGCCCGAUGAUGUUGCACAGAAAUGUAAGGAUAUGAAUGUACAGGAUGUCUGAUGGAUUUACAGAAAGCCGGUGUAACAUGGUUUACUCAAUAAUCAUCUCUCUGUGCUCAGUGAAAUCAUCUCAGUAAUGUGUGUGUGUGUGAGCUUACACAGGAGACUCACUUUUUGUAAAAAAACAAACUGGAUUAGCAAUCUCAUUGGAGCCUACAGAUUGUGUUUGAAGCCCGGAUGACUCUGUGAAACUUAUACUUGUAAAUAUCAUGAAUGUACAUCUGGAUAUUUCUGUUCUCUGUGUGGCCAAAAAAGGCUUUGACCUAAAAAUGAAAGUAAAUGGAUGCGAUUAAUUGUAAUACACACAUACAGUACUCAGUACUGUAAUGAAGAGGGAAAGCUAUAACAAUCUGCUGUAUUAAGUCAUUAUUCUAAACUUGAGUUUUGCUUCCUUGCACACAAAAAAAGACGUUUUUUUGUUUCAUUCGCAUGGUUCACCUUUUUUCUGUCUGUGCCUUUUGGGGACAUUUUUUUCCAGACAAUGUUGCUAAUGAUUGACAUAGUUUUUUGAAGCUACACUCUAUGUCGACGUCUGACAUAUUUUCUUGACUUGUAAAUGUUGUAAUUAUAUAGUGAUAAUUUGUAUUCAUGUGCCACUCACCAGUCUUUUUCAGAUUGAUACUAUGAAAACGAUUUUAUACAGUUUUAUCAGGAACUUGUGAUUGCUUAGGUGUCCUAUAAGAAUAGCAGUAUAGCACAAGGCUUUGUAUGGUACACAGGCCAGGUUAGCAUUUUGGAAAUAUUUUGAAGAUUUUUUUUUAAUGCAGUGGGGAAUGUUUUAUUGCAUUUCUCCGUUUUCAUUAGUCAUGGCGAGUCCAUUUCUUUUCAAUUUGCUUCGAACUUGGUUUUUAUAUGGUCGUAAACUGUCUUCCUAACUUAAGCUAAAUGGUGAGCAUAACGAGCAAUAUUAACUUAUUUAACAAUUCCUGCUGAUUUGUGUCUUGUUUUGCUUCACAAAUCUUUCACUCUAGCUGGAUGGAAAGAAAUAAACGGUACAUUAAGCUGUAAAGCUUGUCACAAACUCAUUUCUUGUAGCUCUUCAAAUUUUAUUUAUUAGGGCUAUUCGAUUCGAUGUAGUCACUUUAAAUAGCAAUAAAAUGGCUUUGGCAGUGA